Symbiodinium necroappetens is the source of this 447-nucleotide messenger RNA. The record is from the annotation of a GenBank genome assembly. Lineage: Eukaryota; Dinophyceae; Suessiales; Symbiodiniaceae.
AUGAGCGGGGAGGCCGAUCUUGAUGCGGCGCGUGUGGAUAAGGAGGGGCACAUUAUGCUGGGCCCCUGGAGGAAAAGGGAAGGCAUCCAUCUGGGGCACUUGGAAAUGCAGCUUCAACAACUGCAAGCCCAGCGCACGAGAGAAAAGCGGCCGCUAACAGAAGAGGCCAAGAAGGUCAUGGAAUACUGCAAACGCUUCAAGCCACUCACGAAUGAGUCUCAAGCAGACAAAGUCAAGAAGCAGAUGACCGGAUUGCAUCUCCAACGCAACAGCCGCAAGCUCAUCAAGCGUUGCCGGGACUUCGAGGCCACACAGCUUUUCAACCUCAUGCCUGCCACUCCGGACGAAGCAAGGAAGUUGAUCCCCACCCUGGAGGGCAACCACCACCUGGAUGACCUCCUGGAAGAGCUGUCCGCGCUGAAGAAGUACGACCGCAGUGUUCAGUAG